This is a messenger RNA of Portunus trituberculatus (swimming crab), 8544 nucleotides long. RefSeq lists its product as uncharacterized. The record is from RefSeq and is a predicted model, not a curated record. The coding region runs from base 635 to 4588 and encodes 1317 amino acids. NCBI's taxonomy places the organism in Eukaryota, Metazoa, Arthropoda, Malacostraca, Decapoda, Portunidae. Gene Ontology annotation, cellular component: nucleus. The transcript is spliced from 13 exons. Gene Ontology annotation, biological process: peptidyl-threonine phosphorylation; peptidyl-serine phosphorylation. Gene Ontology annotation, molecular function: ATP binding; protein serine/threonine/tyrosine kinase activity; protein serine/threonine kinase activity.
CACUCAGUCAGUCUGGCCCGCGCCACCGUAGCGAGAGGAAGUAGUUUCGCUGCUCGUCCCGCCUCUCGUUCAGUGACUCGCCAGGGCCUAGUAUGCUGGUGCCGCGCCAAGCUCCUCCUGCAUAGGGCUGCCCUCUCCUCGACAGCACGUCCCUAGGGUGGCAGUGCAGUUGUGUGUAGAUGUGUGAGCCGCGCCGUGGUCGUGUGUUGGCGAGUAAAUGAAUUGGAGGAGGAGGCGGUGCACGUGUGGGGGUGAAGGAGGAGGAUGAGGCUGGUCUGAACACGCCCGCCCUCAUGGUAGCUGCAGGCCUGUGUGUUUCUGCCGCCCUGACUCGUGCGGGCGUGUGGCGGCGGCCGCGGGCGUGAAGGAAGCAGGAGAGGCUGUCAGUGGCUCAGGAUUCUAGAGGAGUAGAGGAAGGAGGAGCAGGAACAGCAGCAGUAGGGAAGGAGAUAGAGAGUGAGGGAUUUGAGUGACCUUGAAUUGCACUGUUUGGAUUGAUUGACGGAGUUACGGUGACACUUGGAAGUGAAGGAGGCGAUGAAGUGACGGGGACACCGCUGUGCUGGAGACACUUGAAGGCAGGCAGGAGUAGUGGUAGCGGCGGCGGCGGCGGCAGUGGCGGCGGGCGUCCACCAUGACACUCAAGACGUGGCUCUCCGGGGCACACACGCCCGCCCAUAAACACACCAAGGCCUCCGUUGACAUCCUGCACUCUCACGAGGUUGCACCCACCCCCCAGGGGGGUGGCGGGUGCAAGGGCGUCACUUCACUGCCCAACGGUGACGUGACGCUGCGACGAGGCCUCAAAAACCCUUUCUCGGCCCUCACGCGGGCGGGCGGGCGGGAGUGGCGGGUGCGGAGCGUCGAGGACGUGCUGGACGCGGAAGGAGGUGACUACGGGUUUCUGGAAUACUACUCCCUCAGGAGGACGUCAUCGCGAGACACCUCCCUCACUGACUCCCGGGCGCCCCUCACCUACGGCACCUGGAGCCACCUGGGUGGGACGUGGAGCCGCUGGGCGGAACAAAACUCGGCUCAGUUCUACCCCGCCACGCUCGGCCGCGGGGACAAACCUGAACGCAAGCGCGCCCUCAAGGAGCACCGGCCCCGCAGCCAUCACCUGGACGAGGCGUGGCGCCCUGAGGAGAUCCGCACCUCCACGCCGCUCUCCUCCACCACGCCCUCCAUCCACGACCACGCCGCGCCCACUGCGCAGGCCAAGCAGCCCCGUCCGCAGCCUUCGGAGAGCAGGACGGAGUCCUCCAGAAGAGGAAUUUCCAAGCGAAACUCUCUGCUAUGGCGGCUGCGGCCUGACCGGUGGCGGAGCGUGGAGGGCUCGCUUCGCAGGGCGCGCAGCCGCGACGAUGGCCUCGACGUGGGUCGUGGUCACCGCAUAAGUGACCUGGGAGCCUCGCAGCCUGACCUGCUAACCUCGCACCGCGCCCCCAGUGAUGCAGGUUAUUGUGACUUGGUGCCUCCUGCCCCGCUCUCUAUCCUGCCUCCCACCACCCGCCGCGCCGCACACAGUGAAACUCUGCCACGCCGCACGCGGCACUCCAGCAAGGACAGCAACACGCUGCUGGCUCGUGGUCGUCGCUGGCUGCAUUGUUCUAGCCUGGGCCGCGCUGACCGCGUCGCUGACAGGAGUGACUCCGAGCUGACUGUUGAGCCUGAGACCAUCAGGCCGCACCGCAACUCCGGCAACAACAACAACAACAACAACAACUGCAGCAGCAGCAGCAACAACAACACUAGCAUCAGCAACAACAAUAGCAAUUACUACAGCAGCAACAGCAGUCACAAUCACAGCAACAGCCACAGCAGCAGCAGUCACAAUCACAAUACCAGCCACAGUAGUAGCAGAAACCUCAAUAGCAGCAAGAGUUUCAACAGUAACAGCAAUAACAACAGCGACAACAACAACAAUAACAAGCUGUCCUCCGCCAGCAAGAGUGUCAGCCACCGCAACACCCUCAACAGCCUGUCCCUGAGCGGCCCCCGUGCCCUGGGCAGUCUGGGACGGGAGGCGGGCGAGACUGAACUGAGGCGGCGAGGACGAGCCAGGUCUCGACGGCCUCGCACCUUCUACCUGCUUGAAGACUACCUCUCCCCAGUGCGGGCAGCGGGCGUGGCCCCCGCGGGCGUGGUGCUGGACGAGUACGUGAGCCACGCACCGCGCCUCGUCUUCAGGGAGGGUGCCCAUGAUACUCCACAGAGGCCCUUGCCGCCCACCCCGGAAUGGGACACGCCCUCCCUCUCGCCCCCGUCCAGCGUGAUGACCGGCCACUACUCCACGCCGCUGCAGCCGCACCACCACCAUGGCAGUGGCUGCGGCGGCCACAGCCUCUUCGUGGACGCCAUCAUUCCCUCGCCCUCCAAGAGCGGCGGGUCCAGCCUAUACUCCCCCGUGUUCUCCCCAAGGGACUCUGGCUAUCCGCGCUUCGUCACCCCAGAGCUCGCCCUUCCAGAGCUCUCCCUGCCCGACCGGGCUCCCCCGCCCGUCUCCGGCCUGCCCCAGUCCACCCAUGCUCUCUACACCCACUCCCACACCCAGAGCCAGAGUUACCGCAGUCUAGACCGAGAAGACCGACGUAGAAUUCGAGAGUCUCGCAAGAGCCCCGCCCACCACCGAGAUGCCGCCCUACACAAACUGGGACGCACAGCCACCGCCUCCCGCCCGCCACUCUCCAGUAAACUCCGCCAGAACGGCCUCCUCUCAGCCCAGAAACUGCCGGUGCUCACCAACAAGAGCAGCUCCUCGUCCCGCGUCAACCUCCCCCACGACGCGUCUUGCCACCACGAAGGCGACACCGGCGGAGGAGGCGGCGGCGGGGGACGGACCAGGGAGGCAGGAGGGGGAGGAGGAGGAGGAGGAGGGUCGACCGGGGGCCAAGGGGGGGCUGGCUCCCUCCCGGUGCUGAAUAAUAACAAGGGCGAGCUCAACGUUGACUCCCCAAGACCCUCCAGACUCAGCUCCUGCAAAGCUUCUUCGUCCUCCUCCUCCUCCCCCUCCUCCACCUCCAACGCCGCCGCCGCCACAGCCUCCUCCAACAGACCCCCGACCUCUGCCCACCACCACACCCUACCUCUGUCUCCUCAGGAGGCCCUCAAGACUUACGGGGACCUGCUGUCGGAGUACGAGCGGCGGGAGAUCGAGGCGUAUCCUGAAGUGUACUACCUCGGGGUGGACGCCAAGAAGAUUCACGGGGAGGAGGGGGCACAGUUGAACGGCGGCUACGAUGACGAGAACGGCAGCUACAACAAGGUGAUGCAUGACCACAUCAGUUACCGCUACGAGAUCCUGGAGGUGAUCGGCAAGGGCUCCUUCGGACAGGUGAUCCGGGCCAUCGACCACAAGACAGGCGACCAUGUGGCCAUCAAGAUCAUCAGGAACAAGAAGAGGUUCCAUCACCAGGCGCUCGUGGAGGUCAAGAUUCUGGAUCACUUGAGGCGGCGAGACCUGGACCAACACCACAAUGUCAUCCACAUGCUUGACUACUUCUACUUCCGAAACCACCUGUGCAUCACCUUUGAGCUCAUGGGCCUGAACCUGUACGAGUUGAUCAAGAAGAACAGCUACCAGGGCUUCAGUCUGAGUCUCAUCAAGCGGUUCGCCUACUCGCUAGUGCAGUGCCUCAAGCUGCUGCACCGAGAGAAUAUCAUCCACUGUGACCUCAAGCCCGAGAACGUCCUACUAAAGCAGCGAGGGAGUAGCAGCAUCCGCAUCAUUGACUUUGGCUCCUCCUGCUACGUCCACCAGAGAGUCUACACGUACAUCCAGAGUCGCUUUUACCGCUCCCCAGAGGUCAUCCUGGGCCUCCCCUAUGGCCUGCCUAUUGACAUGUGGAGUUUAGGCUGCAUCUUGGCAGAGCUGUACACCGGCUAUCCACUGUUCCCUGGCGAGAAUGAAGUUGAGCAACUGGCGUGCAUCAUGGAGGUGCUGGCGCUGCCCCCCCACCACCUCCUUAUCGCUGCAUCCAGGCGCAGGCUCUUCUUUGACUCCAAGGGCAACCCCCGUUGUGUCACCAACAGUAAGGGCAAAAAGCGUCGGCCAGGCUCGCGUGACCUCGCCUCCGUCCUAAAGUGUUCAGACUCUCAGUUCGUCCACUUCAUUUCCCGCUGCCUUGAGUGGGACCCCUCUGUCAGAAUGACCCCAGAGGAGGCACUGCAGCACGAUUGGCUCCUCUCCUCCCACUCCUCCACUGUCUCCUCCUCACCUCCAUCGGGAUCUGUGGGCGGUUCGGAAAGGCGGUCGGGUGUGGUGAACGGUGGCCCAGCGGGACAUCCCAGGAGACAUGGCCCCAUCACUCAGGACUCCACCGAGGACGAGAACUACAGUCUCUAUAAGGUUUACAAGGGGAAGCGCCACAGAGACAUCAAUGUGACUGUGGCAGAGAGUGGGGCAAAGCAGGACUGUACUUCCUCCAAUGCAAACACCACCACCACUGCCACAACCACCAUGGCUACCACCAUUUCCACCACCACUACCACCACUACCUCCACCACUGGUGUCAAUGGCAAUCCAGAGACAACCUCCACCGAAAACUCCCUGGACGACUCAGGCACAUUUCUGCCUCCCAUCCUCUAAGGACGAGAUGAGGGCGAGGCACGGCAAUGUACUUCCUCUCCUGGAAGGGACUCGGAUGCCCCACGGGGCACCCAGUGGGCCGCUGGAUGGGUUGGGCCACACCGCACAGUGUGUGGAGGACCAAACCCACCAAGUUUUCACAGUGGCUGGUACAAUGGCUCUAGUGAUAUCUGACUUGUAACAUUAUUUUAUAGAAAGGUGUAAGCAGAGAAAUUAAAUAUUUUAUAAGUGUUAAGUGAUCAAUGACUAUAUUAGUAAUGUAAAUGGUCUUGUCAGGAAAACACACAACCUACUAGUCCUGUGUGGACUUUCUGCAAGAGACUGCCUGUGAACAAAGUGUAACCCAAUGUGCCCUAUGCUGUGUAUAGAUCUAGCUGCAGUGUGUUAGGUGUGGCCCCUCCCUCCUUCAUCCCUACCUCCAGUACCUUCCCUCACUGCUCAGUCCCACACUCUCUAAGACAAGGGGCCUCUUUCCCUCUCAGACCUUUGUCCCUCAACAUUGGUUCCCUUCCUCUUUUCAUACACAUAACUGUUAACAUUAUAAUGAAUUCUCCUUACACUAUUACUAGACCCAUAAGUUUCUUUCUCAUAUUCUUAUUCAUUAUAGUUGAUUAAGUUUAUUCUGUAAAAUUCUGAAUUCAUCUUCAAAACAUGUCUUUAUUUUUAAUUCCCUGUGUAAUUUCCAUUGGAUGAAAUAUGUAAUAUUUUUUUUUGUGUAUGCAGUCAUCUGGGAGACAGAAUUGUUGGCUCCUCUGUUUUCUCUUUCCUGAGUGCCACCUACUUUGCAUCAGUGAGGCCUAUGCAAUAUGGUAUUAGCCCUAGCAUUUCCUUUCCUUGUCCCACAAUGGCUGGCCUCACUUGUACAGGAGGUAAGGGACCUUCAAGCUUGAGUAAGCAAGGUGGAAAUACUAGAUGUGAACAAAAAAAUGUUGCAGUACAAGUUGCAAAAGUUUCAGUAUUGUCAUCUUCCCUUGGUUAUACAGGCCUUUUGUUUCUUUGUGAAAUUACCAAUUGUAAUUAACUAUGAUGAAACACGAAUAACUUUUUCUCCUGUGAGACUCAGCCUUAUCGCAGCUCUGUGAUAGCCUUAACAUAUCUCCUAAUAAGCCUUACCAAAGAUUCACCAAAGAUGUAUCUUUUGUACCCUUGUCAUGUCUGCCUACAUAGGCAACUUUUAGUCUCCAAACCACAAUUUCUGCAUUAGGGCCACAAAUACCGAGCCAAUCAGUCACAGGUCUGAGGGUUUGCCUGCAGACACUCUGGUCCUGGGCCACCCAAGGCACCCACAUUCCAGCCACUUGCUUGGGCAGUGACUUGGCCAGUGGACUGCAGUCUGGCUGGUGGGGUGCAGAUGUUUAAUUGCCAUUUCUGUUAGAGGUUUCAAAUCAGUGAAUAGAUAAUUUGAAACAUUAAUGGAAAGCAAAAUAAAUUAAUCAUUAUAUUACCACGUAAACAAAGAAGAAAACAGUCGCAUAUUUUCUCUUAGCCAAUUUUACAUUCUUAGAAAUCGUAAGGAAGAAACGAGCUGGUUGUGCGUCACCACACUUGCCGCGCAGAGGUCAGUGCGGCAAAGGGAAACAUGCAGAGACAGUCAUCCCGGAGGUGAAAUACCGCGUGUCAUGUGUACCUCCAUGUGCUGAGAUGCACAUGAAGGCUGUGUGUUCCACAGUCAGCAGGAGAUGGUCCAGGUCCCCCCAAGGUGACAUGCCACACAAAAGAACUUCCCUUCAUUACAUUUCCUGCCAAUGAUUUAUUCCAUUUCAUUCAGAAACAAAUCAAAACUUAUGUAAGUAAAACUGACUUUGCUUGAUUUUUUUUUACCAUGUGAUGAAGCAAUACACCAAGUGACAGCAUAUGAGUGAGUGACCUACGAGUCACAGGCCGUGCAAGUGUGUGACGGGGAAGGUCAUUCAGGCAGGCAAGGUCAAUUAGACCAUCUCAUGUGGAGCAUUUACACACUGUCCUAUGUUUUUUUUUUUUUUUUUUUCUCCUCAAGGAGUGUAAAUUGAGUAAAUCUGAAGGUGUGGCAAGAGCAGCACAGGCAAUGUGAGCGGAAAGCAGGGCAAGGCAGGCAGUGUUAGUGCCGGGAUCCAAUGCUGUCACUGAGUUAGGAUGUGCUCAAGGGUAUUUUCUGAAAUUUACCUGCAGUGGAAAUAUUUUAGAUGUAAUAAUAGAUUUAGUCACAUCACUAACGUCAUAUUGUCGUCUGAGAUAAGACUGGCAAUCACUGAUUUUAUUUAUCAUAUUUCAUAGUCUAUUUUAGCUACAGAUGUGUACAGACCAUUCUGUACUUAUCACUUCAGUGUUGGGGCGAACCAAGAAAAUUAAUCAUUUUAACAAGUUUAGCUUUUUUAUAGUUUCAUGGAUAUCUAGUAAUUGUAAUUUUUUAUUAAUAUUAUUAUUAUUAUUAUUAUUAUUAUUAUUAUUAUUAUUAUUAUUAUUAAUAUUAUUAUUAUCAUUAUAUUAGUAUUAUCACUAUGACCACCAUUACUGUAAUAGACAUUAUCAUUGUUAUUAUUGGCAUGAUUGUUGCUAUCACUACUACUCAAGCUGAUGAGGCUCAGCAACUGGUGCUCACACUACUGAACAAUCUUCCACUAAAAAAAGAAUAAUUUUUGAUUUGCUGAUAUGUAUCUUUGAUGUUCUUUUAUUAUUGUUGAUGAUUUUUAAUUGUUUGCUUUUAUGUUAAUUCACAACAAGGGUUUUUUAAUUCAUGCAUAAUCUAGUGUCAGCAAACAAGCAGUUCUUUGGGAUAGAUUCACACAGAUAAUUGUGUUCACAAGCAAUCCAUGCAGCUCUCUUGAAUUAAACAUAAAGGAACACACACACACACACACACACACACACACACACACACACACACACACACACACACACACACACACACACAAACAUUUUACUGCUGGUAUUUAACAAUGAGGAGAAAGCCUGUUAGAAGUGAUGUUCUGUGUGGUGUUUUCUGCAUGGACUGGCUGCCAUGUGUUUAUUGAAGGGCAGGAGGCAGCAGACAGUAGUCUGUUGAGAUGGUCACCUCACUGUGGUGGCAGUGCACAAGGCAGUGACAGGGAGAUAGUGUUCAUUGUUUCUGGAAAGGUCUGAUAAGUUACAGAUAAGGUGAAUCCUUUCCAGCCACUCAUGAAAGGACAGUGUACAAGCUGAAAUACAAAGACAUUUUUCUUUUGUAGUGACACAUACAGUCUCUUGGAAAUUGAGCUUGGAAGUGUACAUACAUGAGUGGCAAGUAGAAAGUGUCAAGAUACAUAUGCUGCUUGAAGGAGAGAGAGAGAUGUGCUGCUAGGAUCCCAUUUAAGUGACUCAGGAUUCUUGUAGUGGUUUCCACAGUGCCGGCAGCCGUGUGUUAGGCUAGCCAGCAUGUCCCGAUGUGUAAUUCGGUGUAUUCUAAUUGAGCCUUUAUACGUCUGAGAUUAAAGGCAAACAGUUUCUUUUCUAGUUUUCAUCAGAGGCAUAUUUAUUUCCUUUGCUGAUCUUCAGUAUUUUGUUCUUUAAUGUAUGAAUAUAUAUAUAUAUAUAUAUAUAUAUAUAUAUAUAUAUAUAUAUAUAUAUAUAUAUAUAUAUAUAUAUAUAUAUAUAUAUAUAUAUGCAAAAAAAAAUCACCGCUCUCAGUUUCUUAUCUGCUCUUUCUUGUAGUUCUCAAAACCAGAUGACUCUUGAAUUUCAAUGAAUUAAUGAUUUUCAAAAGGAGAAGUGAGGCCCAAGUUCCCUGUUCCAUGUACACGAGUGGUUUGUAUUGAGGUGGAAGACCAGCUGAUUGUGUGUGACAUCCUGCAGAGGUAGGAAUUGAGCCUUGGCCAGAUCCAGUCACCAAUCAUUUUCUUACGUCGUGUUGUCUGUUCCACAUUUCUGUACCAAGACCCUUGGCCUCUGUGUUGUAUUGUAUCACAUCUUACUGUAUAUUUAUUAAAUUCGCCCUGACUCAUAAGUAAAUAACUUAAAUA